Molecule: messenger RNA, 627 nt
Organism: Staurois parvus
Lineage: Eukaryota; Metazoa; Chordata; Amphibia; Anura; Ranidae
Source: the annotation of a GenBank genome assembly
GAUUUAACUGCUCAGAAAAUGAUGUCCGAACUGGUCCAUUUCUCCUCACUGCCUGAACACUCCCAUCUGGACUCCGCCAUUGUAGCCAUAUUAUCUCACGGAGUCGACGGUGCUAUAUAUGGAACUGACAGCCAAUUGGUCAAGUUGCAGGACAUCUUCGUGAUACUGGAUAACGCUCACUGCCCGCAGCUACAGAACAAACCUAAAAUGUUCUUUAUCCAGGCCUGCCGGGGAGUUGAGGCAGACCGAGGAGUUGACCAGAGAGAUGGGAGAGACCAGACUGCUUCUCCAAGCUGUGAACAGAGCGAUGCAGGAAGGGAAACUGGCAAAGUCCGCCUGCCCACCCAGUCUGAUAUGAUCUGUGCCUAUGCCUGUCUGAAGGGUACUGUAUCGCUUCGUAACACAAAACGUGGCUCAUGGUUCAUACAGGAUCUCACUGAGGUGUUUUCCAAGCACGCUAAGGACACACAUGUAGCUGACAUGCUUGUAAAGGUCAAUGCGUGCAUUAAGAAACGGGAGGGCCACGCUCCAGGGACCGAGUUUGACCGCUGCAAAGAGAUGUCAGAGUAUUGCAGCACGCUGUGCAAGGACCUCUACCUGUUCCCGGGUGUCUCAGACCGACUCUAG